Messenger RNA from Elephantulus edwardii (Cape elephant shrew), 1353 nucleotides. Its product is annotated as paired box protein Pax-1-like. The transcript is spliced from 5 exons. The record is from RefSeq and is a predicted model, not a curated record. NCBI's taxonomy places the organism in Eukaryota, Metazoa, Chordata, Mammalia, Macroscelidea, Macroscelididae. Gene Ontology annotation, biological process: anatomical structure development; regulation of transcription by RNA polymerase II. Gene Ontology annotation, molecular function: DNA-binding transcription factor activity, RNA polymerase II-specific; RNA polymerase II cis-regulatory region sequence-specific DNA binding. Bases 1 to 1353 code for a protein of 450 amino acids.
AUGAAGUUCACUUUGGGUUUGGAGUCUCGAGCGUGGAGAGUGUCCCGGGAGUCGACAGCAGAGGCUGUCUGCGGAGCGAGUGGUGGCGCGUUUAGCAGCAGCGCACAAAACAUACCCAACUUGUGUCCAGGCCAACGAAGGUCUGGGUUCGCGGGCGUGCUCCCUCUAUGCCUCUCCCGCGUCGGCCGGGCCGGAGCUCUCCUGGACCGUGCUGGGCCCAGCCCCUGCCAUCUCCGCACCAGACAGCCGGCUGGCCCGAGUGUCAUGGAGCAGGCAUACGGCGAGGUGAACCAGUUGGGCGGCGUGUUUGUCAAUGGCCGCCCCCUGCCCAAUGCCAUCCGCUUGCGCAUCGUGGAACUGGCGCAGCUGGGCAUCCGACCCUGUGACAUCAGUCGGCAGCUGCGAGUAUCCCAUGGCUGCGUGAGCAAGAUCCUGGCACGUUACAAUGAGACUGGUUCCAUCCUACCUGGAGCCAUCGGGGGCAGCAAACCCCGCGUCACAACCCCUAAUGUGGUUAAGCACAUCCGGGACUACAAGCAGGGUGACCCUGGCAUCUUUGCCUGGGAGAUUCGCGACAGGCUUCUGGCGGACGGCGUCUGUGACAAGUACAACGUACCCUCCGUAAGUUCCAUUAGCCGCAUUCUGCGAAACAAGAUUGGCAGUCUGGCUCAGACUGGGCCUUAUGAAGCAAGCAAGCAGCUGCCACCGCAGCCCAUGCUGCCUUACAACCACAUCUACCAGUACCCCCACCCCAACCCUGUAUCACCCACUGGCGCCAAAAUGAGCAGCCACCCCGGAGUAUUGGGCUCUGCAGACCACGUCAGCAUUCCCCGCUCCUGGCCCUCAACGCACUCGGUCAGCAAUAUCCUGGGCAUCCGGACGUUUAUGGAGCAAACAGGGUCCCUGGUUGGGAGUGAAGGGGCUCCCUACCCUCCCAAGAUGGAAGACUGGUCCAAUGUGAAUCGUACUACCUUCCCACAAGCCCAAGCAGUAAAUGGACUUGAGAAACCUGCCUUGGAGACAGACAUUAAAUAUCCUCAGUCGGCCUCCAGCCUCUCAGCCUUGGGCAGCUUUCUUCCAGCCUGCACCUACCCAGCCUCCAGCCAGCACAGUGUGUACAGUGCUCCAGGUAGUGGCUACCUCUCCACCGGUCCACCAUGGCCACCUGCUCAGGGUCCCCCAUUGGUUUCCCCUGGGGCCAGCAUGGCAGUGCAUGGUGGGGAGCUUGCCUCAGAAAUGGCUUUCAAGCAUUCCAACCAAGUGAUCGAACAGAAGCUUUCCAGUCCUGGCGCCAAAGCGUCCGACGCCCUCGGGAGCUUACAUGGACUAUCCAAUCCCGCCUCCACCUCCUAG